AUGCCACACGCUUUAAUCACUUUGAGUGCUGAUAUUACUGAAGAAAUUAAGAAAGAAAUCGCUCAUGAAUCAAUGAAAAUUUUAUCUGAAGUUAUUGGAAAACCAAUUAGUUAUUGUGCUACUCAAGUUGUUACUUCAGUUGGUGGGUUUGGUGGUAAAAUCGUUAAAAGUGCUUUUAUUGACAUUAAAAGUAUUAGUGGAUUAAAAGGAAAACAAGAAGGAUUAUCUGAUAGGUAUUGCAAAUUAUUAGAACAAAAAGCUGGUAUUGAAGGAGGAAACAUUUAUUUAAAUUUCACUGAAAUGACAGGAAAUAACUGGGGAUAUGAUCAUUCUACUUUCUAA
Messenger RNA from Entamoeba histolytica HM-1:IMSS, 342 nucleotides. Its product is annotated as macrophage migration inhibitory factor-like protein. The transcript has a single exon. NCBI's taxonomy places the organism in Eukaryota, Evosea, Mastigamoebida, Endamoebidae. Gene Ontology annotation, molecular function: phenylpyruvate tautomerase activity. The coding region runs from base 1 to 342 and encodes 113 amino acids. The record is from RefSeq and is a predicted model, not a curated record.